CUUGACAUUAUUUUGUACACAUUCCGUCAGAAACAUGUGAAACACUUCUCAGGCAGUGGUUCACUGCUUUUUGCCUGGAGUGAGCCUCACAGGCGGCGUUAUUUCCGAAGAGGUGUCAUUUCAGAAUGAGGGGUGCUGUAGCUCUGCUGGUGUUGCUGUUCUGUCAGUCUGGGACAUGGACUCAGGGAGAAAGUGGAGGGGACAGAGAGAGUUUGGUAGAGAGCCACGGGACUGAAGAUACAGAGACGACUAGCAAACACACGACCGGCCAGACCACCACAACCCCUGAUAUCUGGGGUGAGGUAGAGGGGCUUAGAGACAUGGUGGAUAACUUGGGAACCAUGGUUUUGGAGCAGAGAGAGAAGCUGAGGAACAUGGAGAAACAAGUGGAAAGAAGGUGGAGAGAAAAAAGGCGCAGAGAAGCUGAGGCCAGACUGGAGAGUGAGAAUACAGCCAUGGGCGCCAGACUGAGUGCCAGUGAAAGGGAGGUGGAGGAGCUGAAGAGAAUGAAUGCAGCCCUGGAGGCCAGAGUGACAGACAGUGAGAAUGGGAACACAGCCUUGGAGGCCAGACUGAAUGCCAGCGAGGGGAUGGUGGAGGAGCUGACGAGAGAGAAUGCAGACAGACCAAAGGUGGCCUUCUCUGCUGGUUUGACUAAUGAUGCAUAUUUAGGACCCUUUAAUAGUAUCACCACACUAGUAUACAGAAGGGUCAUCACCAACAUCGGCAAGGCCUACAACCCAAAUACAGGUGUCUUCACAGCACCAGUGAGAGGACUCUACUACAUCAGAUUCACUGCCAUGGGUCUCAAGGGUCCACAGUCCGUAGGUGCCUAUAUUUACCACAACGACAAGAGUGUCAUGUUCAAUCACCAGAACAAUGACAAUGGACAUAAUAGGUUCUUGUCUAAUGCGUUGACUCUAGAGCUGGAGGCCGGGGAUGUGGUUUACAUGCGUCUCCCAGUAAAUCAGGAGCUCUACGAUGAAAAGUCGAGUAACUACAGCACCUUCAGUGGCUUCCUGCUCUUCCCUAUGUGAAGGGAGCACUCUGAUGUGAGUUUGAGAUCGAUAAAUUAUAAUUUGUACCGUUGAUGUAAAGCGACUCCUUCACUCCAUCCAGGCUUUUGCUUGUAUUUUUGACAGUGAGAAUUGCAGAGGAAAAAGAAAAUAAGAUCAUAAAUAAUCAUAAAAAUGAAUGAUUUAUUUGAUUUGAAAAUGUAAAAGGUUGUUACAUUCAUACGUUGAUGGACAUGAUAAGAAGUCCAGACCCCUCUUUAACCAGGAACCAAAUCAAAGUGUGAACUAGUAACACAACAAUGGUGCUUGACUUAGUAGUGGUGUUCAAGGCAGUCUGAGGUUGACAUUAAACAGGCUGUGUCUGGCUCUGCCGCUACCGCCCCACAGUAAGGCCUCCGCAUCAACACUCAACAGCCUCUUCAUCUUUGUCGCUCUUGGUGAACAUAACUCAGAGAAAAUAGAUAUCACGUGGCGUUCCAAAAGGUUUGAUUUUUGGUCUGGUACUGUUCAGCUUAUACAGGAUAUGUUACCCAUUGGCAGCAUUAUCAGAAAGCACAGAAUUGAUUUUCACUGCUACGCAGACGACACACAACUUUACAUUUCUGAGUCACCAGAAUAUUUUAGCUCCACAGAUAAAUUAUCAGACUGUAUUAGUGAUAUAAAUACUUGGAUGGCUCACAACUUCCUCCAGCUAAAUCAAGACAAGACUGAGGUACUUAUUAUUGGAGCCAAUUAUUUGGCUCACAUUUUAAUUUACGGGCAAUAAAGAUAAAACACCAGGUAAAAAACCUAGGUGUCAUUUUAGAUUCUGAACUCAAUUUCAAAUCCCACAUUAGGAAUGUGACCAAAAUAGCUUUUUACCACCUGAGGAAUAUUUCCAAGGUGCGGCUGUUUCUCUCAGGCUGAUACAGAGAAACUCUCUCCAUGCUUUAAUUACAAGCAGACUACUGCAAUGCUCUCCUGUCUGGUCUGCCCAAGAAAGCCAUUGGUCAACUGCAAAACAUACAGAACGCUGCAGCACGGGUACUGACCAAGACCAGACGUAGAGCACACAUCACAUCAGUUUUAAAGUCUCUGCACUGGCUGCCUGUGAGUGUCAGAAUACAUUUUAAGAUUAUUCAAGAGGGUUUUUAAAUCAAUCCACAAUUGUGCACCCCAAUACAUGUCAGACAUGCUUUUAAGUUAAGUUAUGUACCCAGUAGGUACUCUGUCCCCAAAGCCUAGGACCAAGAAGUAUGGAGAGGCAGCCUUUAGUUAUUAUGCCCCCAGCCUCUGGAAUAGCCUGCCAGAGAACCUGAGGUGGGCUGAAAAUGUGGACAUAAUUUAAAAUAGAUCUUUUUAGUUUUGCUUUUCCUAAGGGUGCAUUUUAGUGGUUCAGUCUUUGUUAUUCUUUUUUUUAUCCUCCUAUUUCAGUUUUUAAUGAAUGUUUUUUCCUGUGAAGUGCAUUUUGUGUUGCAUUCAUGUCUGAA
This is a messenger RNA of Salvelinus fontinalis (brook trout), 2485 nucleotides long. RefSeq lists its product as uncharacterized. Lineage: Eukaryota; Metazoa; Chordata; Actinopteri; Salmoniformes; Salmonidae. The record is from RefSeq and is a predicted model, not a curated record. The transcript has 6 exons. Gene Ontology annotation, molecular function: protein binding. The coding region runs from base 126 to 1037 and encodes 303 amino acids.